AUCUCUUUUCCUUCCGCAUUACAGAACCCUAAUUCCUUCUCCACUUCGUCUGUAAUUUGUUCUUCAAAAUUUUAAUUGAAUCCUCAAUUAAUGGCAACAAUCAGUUUAAGAAAAGGAAACACUCGUCUUCCCCCAGAAGUAAACAGAGUUUUGUAUGUUCGAAAUCUUCCCUUCAACAUAUCUAGCGAAGAGAUGUACGAUAUCUUUGGAAAAUACGGUGCUAUCCGUCAGAUUCGUAUUGGUACAACCAAGGAUACCAGGGGUACGGCUUAUGUUGUCUAUGAAGAUAUCUAUGAUGCAAAGACUGCUGUUGAUCAUCUUUCUGGGUUCAAUGUCGCAAAUCGAUACCUAAUUGUGUUGUAUUAUCAGCAAGCUAAGAUGAGUAAGAAAGUUGAUUUGAAGAAGAAGGAGGACGAGCUUACAAAGAUGCAGGAAAAAUAUGGAGUAUCUACUAAAGAUAAGUGAGACCAAUUUGUAUUUCCUUGUCAUAUUUCGUUAACAUGUACGAAUUUUAUUAAAUUUAGGGUUUCUCGUUGUCAAACAAACGGUUGUAUUUUGAUCCUAUAUUAGUUUUAUUGAUGACCGGAAUUUCCUAUUAUGCGCAUGUAUAAUAAUUUGAUUAAUAGAUUUCUUUUGGUUGAAUCUCA
Messenger RNA from Papaver somniferum (opium poppy), 647 nucleotides. Its product is annotated as splicing factor 3B subunit 6-like protein. Gene Ontology annotation, cellular component: U2 snRNP; catalytic step 2 spliceosome; precatalytic spliceosome. The transcript has a single exon. Gene Ontology annotation, biological process: mRNA splicing, via spliceosome. The record is from RefSeq and is a predicted model, not a curated record. Bases 91 to 465 code for a protein of 124 amino acids. Gene Ontology annotation, molecular function: RNA binding. NCBI's taxonomy places the organism in Eukaryota, Viridiplantae, Streptophyta, Magnoliopsida, Ranunculales, Papaveraceae.